Coccinella septempunctata (seven-spotted ladybird) is the source of this 3600-nucleotide messenger RNA. RefSeq lists its product as uncharacterized. The record is from RefSeq and is a predicted model, not a curated record. The coding region runs from base 1 to 3600 and encodes 1199 amino acids. The transcript has a single exon. NCBI's taxonomy places the organism in Eukaryota, Metazoa, Arthropoda, Insecta, Coleoptera, Coccinellidae.
AUGCAGGGGGGCAUUGUGCCUUCGGGAGCUGACGAUCCCGCAUACCCGAGUCUCCCGGAUCUUCAGGUUAGCUGCCUGAGAUCUGAAGAAUUUAACGCUCCUGUAACUAGAAGCAGAAACCAGGGCGGUAGGGGACAGCGGGCUGGUCCUCUUCGGAGCCGUCUGGAGGAAGAGCCCGAUGGGGUCAGCUGUGGUGCGAACGGCGCAGCCCCCCGAGAUGGCACCGUAAGCCAGGAACUCGUUUCAAGGACUGCUGUUGGAGACCCCAUUCUGGACGAGAGAAGAUCCCGUCCCAUGGAAGCUCCAAAUAGACGAGGUGUGAGAACGCGCUGGACUGAGGAAGAUAACAUUCUGAUCAUGCGCGUUCACUUCAUUGCUAGAGACGUGCAAGAACGUACGGGAAGAACAUAUCGAGAACUACUGAAUGACAUCAAUCCACAAAGGCAAUCUUAUGCGAACCUACUAGCCAAUAGAGUGAGGUAUCUCAUGGACAGAGAGAAGUUUUCAUCGGUCGAACUUGAUGAAAUCAAACGGAGCUUUAUCCCAAGAAGUGAUACGAUCCAUACAGACCACCAGGAGAAUGAAACAGCGACAGAAGGCAGAGUUCACAUCCGACUCAGCAUCCAACCAUCAAGAUUAGAGCGGGUAUACUACGGAAACCUUCUGAAAUACUCAGGACUCUCUCCAUAUAAUAGACCUAAAAUUCCAAGACUGAAGCACUCUAUUGAAAUGGUGAAUUGCGUUGAGAGGGUGAAUGCUAUGGUGGAGAGAUACGUUGAGGCAGCUAACACACUGAGGGAAAUGGUCGAUUGUGUUUACGCUGGAGCCGUCACAGUAUGUGAAGAACUCAGAGUAAGAAUAGGCGAAGUACGUCCCAUGCAUGGUACUGGAACAACACCACCGUGGCAAGUGAGGCUGGAAAGAAAAAUAAAAUUCGUUAGAAAAAGGAUUGGCAUCUUGAAUACUUACCUCAAUACAGAGACUCAUACCAAAAAACUAAUGAAGGGUAUAAGGCAAAUUGCGUCUGAAUCUCGCAUAAGAACGCAUGGCCCGAAACAGCAGUUCAACAGUCAACUGGAAUUAGUAUGUGACAAACUGAAACAAAAGAUCAAAGUUUUAGGAAAUCGAAUGAAACGAUAUAACGAAAGAGUCAAAAGAUUUAAGAACAAUCAGCUCUAUUACAAAAAUCCCAAAGAGUUUUUCCGCACACUUGAAGCCAAAGAAACCACGGAAGGAAGUUAUCCAGCUGAAAAGGAUAUGUAUGAGACAUGGAGGGGGAUCUGGGAACGGGAUGAGUCACAUGAUGAUGAAGCGUUCUGGAUAAGAAACGCUGAAGGAGAAACUCUGAAAUACGACAUGGAAAAUUUGAACAUCACAGGGGAUGACAUAACAUUGGUCCUCAAGAAAACUAGCAACUGGACAGCACCUGGAUCUGAUAAACUCCACAAUUAUUGGUGGAAAAACUUUACAUCAACACACCAAAAACUGGCCACUUUAUUCCAAGAAGCCCUUUCAGACCCUACCAUCAUACCAGAGUUUCUUACUUUGGGAGUCACACAUAUGAUACCCAAAGGAAAUGUCAGUCCGGACCCAAAAGCAUUCAGGCCAAUUACGUGUCUUCCAACCGUAUAUAAGAUACUCACAGGAAUUAUAACCAAACAUCUAUGGAAGCACGUCAGUAGGCACAAAAUACUAGCCAGAGAACAGAAUGGGUGUAGGAAAAAUGCCCAGGGCUGCAAAGAACUGCUAACCAUCGACCAUCUGGUUACGAAGCAGGCAAGAAAGAGACUAAAAAACAUCUCGAUCGCAUGGAUCGAUUAUAAGAAGGCUUUCGAUACGGUUCCGCAUUCCUGGCUUCUGAAAAUCUUAGAAAUCUAUGGAGUAUCUGCAAAUAUCAUCGAACUGCUGAAACAUUUAAUGACAUCUUGGAGAACCAGUUUAAUCUUUGACAACAAAAGAACACCCGAAAUAAGAAUAUCAACGGGAAUUUUUCAGGGUGAUAAGCUGAGUACACUAUGGUUUUGUUUGGCAAUGAAUCCAUUAAGCAGGCUGCUCAACGAUAACAGAUACGGGUAUAUCAUAGAUACUAGGUCGAACACAAGAAUAACCCAUCAACUCUAUGUGGACGACCUGAAACUCUACGCUACGAAUGAGGAGCAGUUGAGAUGCCUAAUGAGAAUUGUUACGUCUUUUACGCAAACCAUCAAAAUGGAAAUGGGUCUGGACAAAUGUGCCGUGAUACACGUGAAAAGAGGAAAGUUGACUAGAAGAGGUGAAAUGUUUGUUCGCGACGAACUGGCCAUAAAAGAGCUAGGCCCUGACGAAACUUAUAAAUACUUGGGUAUACAACAAGCACUCGAAAUAAGAUCAUCUGAGCAGAAAGAAACUUUCAAAAGCAACUUAUUUGGCCGAGUUAGGAAAGUUCUCGCUAGUAAACUGAACUCGAAAGCCAUGUUCACGGCCAUAAACACAUGGGCGGUACCCAGCAUUGCCUACUCCUUUGGGAUAAUUAAGUGGUCUAAAACCGACCUCAAAGCUAUAGACACCCAAAUCCGUGUACUGCUCUCCAAAUGUGGCAUCCAUCAUCCUCAUGCAUCGGUCAAUAGGCUAUACCUACCUAGACAUCAAGGUGGAAGGGGACUUCAAAAUAUUGAAAUGAUCCAUAAUAAGACGGUGGUGGAGCUAAGAGAAUAUUUUCAUUCCAAAAACUCACCAUUUCUCCACACAAUUUGUCAAGAGGAUCUCAACAUCACGGCCCUCAACCUAGGCUGCAGAAACCACCCACCAGAAACAAUAACGCGUGAUGGGAUGAUAGCGGAGUGGCACAGCAAAGCACUUCAUGGUAGAUACCCGGAGGCUCUGAAAGAAAAUAGAGUUAACAAAGAACUAUCACUCACUUACCUGAAGUCUGGAUAUCUUUUCCCAGAAACUGAGGGACGACUAGCUGCAAUUCAAGACCAGGUUGUGCCGACAAGAGCUUAUAUAAAACACAUUGCAAAGAAGAACAUCCCAACUGACAAAUGCCGUAAAUGCUCCCAAGCUCUCGAGACGAUACAACAUAUAACAUCCUCCUGCUCCAUCCUGGCACCUAGAGAAUAUACUCACCGGCAUAACGCGAUGGCAAAAGUAUUCCAUCAAGCAAUUGCCAAUAAAACCGGACUCUUAACCACCGUCAAAAAGAUCCACGAAUACGUCCCAAAGCCUUUACUGGAAAAUUCCAGUGUCAAAAUAUACUGGGACGAACGCAUCCUAACGGACAGAAUGAUACCACACAACAGGCCUGAUAUCGUAGUAAUCGACAAAACCAACCGCAAGGCAACGAUCAUCGACAUAACUGUGCCGGCGGAUGAUAACAUUGCUAGAGCCUACUCUGAGAAGUUGCUGAAGUACCAUGACCUGGCCUUCGAAAUGAAGGAAAUCUACCACCUGAGAUCGAUUUCAAUUCUGCCUUUGAUUAUCUCCUCAAAUGAACUGGUAGAGACACACCUAGUAGAAAACGUAAAACAUCUCGAACUGGACCAGCAACUCAUCAGUCAAGCACAGAAGGAGGUCAUACUAUGGACCACACGAAUUGUUCGCAUGUUCAUGACCACUACCUAG